AUGAGUUUACGUGCUUUAACUUUAAAGUCGGUUUCAAGACCAAUGAAAAGCAUUGCUUUCCAGAAUGUUCCUACUAUCUGCCAUAUGUCGACGUCAUCAAAGACUCCUGAGCCAAAGGAAAAAGCUGCCUCCAUUAUCGACUCUAUUCCAGGCAACAGUGUAUUAUCUAAGACUGGUAUCUUAGCUACCUCGACUGCAGCUGCUGUGUAUGCGAUUUCUAAUGAAUUAUACGUUAUUAACGAGGAAUCCAUCUUAGUGGGUACUUUCCUUGGUUUUUCUAUAAUCUUUGGUAAAUUCAUUGCCCCUCUAUACAAGGACUAUGCUAAUGACAGAAUUAAACAAGUCUCGGAAAUAUUAAAUGCAUCAAGAAACAAGCAUGUGGAUGCAGUUAAGGAAAGGAUUGACUCUGUCUCAGACUUGAAGAACGUCUCAGCCACUACAAAAGUUUUAUUCGAUGUCUCAAAGGAAACCGUCGAAUUGGAAGCUAAGGCUUUUGAAUUGAAACAAAAAGUCAGUUUGGCUGAAGAAGCUAAAUCUGUCUUAGACUCAUGGGUCAGGUACGAGGCUUCUAUUCGUAAGUUACAACAACAACAAAUCACUGAAUCUGUCAUCUCAAAGGUCCAAUCUGAACUAGAAAAUCCAAAAUUCCAAGACAAGAUUUUACAACAAUCCAUCGUUGAAGUCGAAGAACUUUUAGCAAAAUUAAAAUAA
Messenger RNA from Tetrapisispora phaffii CBS 4417, 711 nucleotides. It is a transcript of the gene ATP4, whose product is annotated as F1F0 ATP synthase subunit 4. The transcript has a single exon. NCBI's taxonomy places the organism in Eukaryota, Fungi, Ascomycota, Saccharomycetes, Saccharomycetales, Saccharomycetaceae. Gene Ontology annotation, biological process: proton motive force-driven ATP synthesis. Gene Ontology annotation, molecular function: proton transmembrane transporter activity. The coding region runs from base 1 to 711 and encodes 236 amino acids. The record is from RefSeq and is a predicted model, not a curated record.